CCAUCAUGGGCCGCUGCUGCAGGCCCACCUCGCAACGUGCUAGUCGUGCCAUUGUCACAUCACACGUAGCCCUCGAAGCCCAUCAAUAGGAUCACGCUUGCUCUCCCCUUCCAUUCCCGCGCCGCGCCGCGCCGUGGCCCCCUCCGUCCAAAGGCGGAGCUUGGCGCUUCUCAUGCCAGCGAGCCGCAUCUCGUCCGCCUUUCUAGACCAAUCACAGUCAUGCCCGCACUGACAGCCUCACCAAGCGCUCCAAUCUCGCAAGAUGAUGCCACGCCUCCCAGUGUCAAGUCCAGGAAACUGAAACGAUCAGCCGCAGCAUCCACUUCCAAAGGGCGUCCAAAGCCUUACGCUUGCACCUACGCAGGCUGCUCGCUGGCUUUCCACGCUCCAGCCAGGCUAGCCGAACAUGCUCGGCGACAUACUGGAGAGCGACCCUUUGUAUGCGCACACCCAGGCUGCGCAGCUUCUUUCACUCGCACGCAUCAUCUCAAUGUGCAUGCCAGGGUUCACGCAAAUGGCAGCACCUCCACCGCAAUCGAGCAAAGUGCCAGUUCUGCAACCAAGCCGUCCCGCGCGCCAGCGGCAGCGACACAGCAUGCGGGCGGAGAAAACGAGACGGAUCGAUCUGUGGAUGCUGUGCUGGCGAGUGGGUGCCGAGACGCAUUUGACCAGCCACUGCGACGAUCUGCCGAUCUGGAUGGUUCGCAGACUGCUGCAGCAUCUGUUCCCCAGCCGGCAGCGCCCCAGAGGAGCUUCAUAUGCAGCGCUCCAAAGUGUCGCCUCGCCCUGUGGACCAAGCAGCAUUUGCAGAGGCACGAAUCGACGUGCGACAAAGUCAGAGCUCUACGUUUAGGCAAGCGAGCUGCAUCGAGCAACGCGCAUCAGUUUGGCUUGGAUGCGACGUCGACAGAGGCUGAGAGCGAAGUUGGAGAAGAUGAGCCGGUAGAUAUGCGAGCGGGCGAGGAGGUGAUUACGGAUAAGGAGCGGCAAAGCGCAAGCGACGCCUCUGCAGCGCGCACACAGACUGGUGGCCAGUGCGGGCUGGCCGCCGCUUCAGACGCAGAUGUGACAGAAGCUGAGAUGGUGAGAGCAGGCGACAGUGGCAGGUCCUACAAUAAGCAGAGAGCAGAUAGGAGCUGGCUGUGCAAAGAACCCGAUUGUGGAAAGACCUUUCGGCAAAGAAAACAUCUUCGCGCUCAUCUCUGGGCGGCGCACAGCGCUACGCCUCAUCUCUCACCACACAUUUCCAACUCUGGAUUCGUAGCCGACGCAGCUGAUGCCCCGGAUGUGGAUGGCAAGGUGCGCAAGCCUUUUCCCUGUAGACAUGAAGGCUGCCCAAGAGCCUACUUGACGGCGAAGCUCAGAGCAUCGCACGAAAAGAUACACCAAAAGGGCAGAUACGUGUGCGUCUUGCCACAUGACCCGGGCAAAGAGCUGCAGGAUGAGGAGAAUGAAGCAGAGCUUCAAACGAACGGAUCUCUGGCCUUCAACACUUGGAGCUCUCUGCAGCGACACAUCAAGGCUGUCCAUCCGCCAACAUGCCACUUUGAAGGGUGCGGGAGGUCAUUUGAGAGCGCCAAGCAGCUCAAAAGGCACUUGUCCAGGCACACACAACUACCUAGACCUCAUCGCACCCUCGUCUCAGCUUCGGAGGCGGAGACGGAUUCGAAAGCGAGCGUCAAGAGUGCGCGCGCUGCUGCUGCUGCUGCGGAUAUGGACGUUGAGGCCGAGACGAGCUGCCAAGAGGAAGUUUCGAGGGGCAUGUACGCUUGCACCUGGACCGACACUUUGCAGGCAGUCCCAAUCACACGCAAAGGCUCCAAGAGGCGCAGCAAGAGGCUCGCGUGCAGACGGGUAUUCAGGAGUGCAAGAGCCAGGGACGACCACGUCAAGGUCUUCCACCUCGAGCAGCGAGACUUUGCCUGCGUGCCCGAGUGCGGGAAAAGGUUUGGAUACGCGCAUUUGCUCAGUCGACAUCGCAAGAGCUGCAAGCAUGUUGUGCAAGGCGUGGUGGGCGAUGAUGGCGCUAGCGCGAGGCGGACCGGCGGCGAUCGUGCUUGUGCUCGAGCGCGUGGCUCGAGUAGCAGCAGCAGCGACGACGAGACCGAGGGAGAGGCCGAGAGGCAUGCCGCUAUUCAUCGACGCGACGUGUUCCCGUCGCGAUCCGACCGUAGCUCUUCCGCGAGCAGCAGCAUGGCAGACGAACGGGAUAUGGACAGCGAAGAAGAGGAUGCGUUUUUCCGACGCGAAGGAGGAGCAGUGCCCGAAUCGCACGCCGAAAGAGGUCGCGCGCCCGUCCGAAAGUCUCUGAUCGCCACGGGUGAUGCUGGUCGGCGUGCUGCUUCGGCGCAACUCGCACCUCGCGCUCUGGCUGGACUGCUUACUGGGCACGGAUACGAGCAAGGCUUUGAAGAUGCGCCGCGCAAUGUGGCCGUCUGGUCCGGCUCGACCAGUCGAAGUUUGCAAGCCAAUAUCCGUGGCGUUGCGCGCGGAGCGAAGCGCGAGCGCGACGAGAGCGAGAAGGAGAGCGGAAAUGGAAGGGAUGAAGAGAUGAGCCUAAAGGGACGAUUGGGUAUCGGCGGGCAUAGCAAGAAGCGCAUCAGGGGAAGGGUGCUUUGUUGUCCUUAUGAGGAAAUACGCAAGAUGCUCUCGGCUAGAGAAGCAGACGAUGACUCUGCGGGCGAAGAGGAUGCUGGAGGCGCCGCGGCGAUCAGCGCAGAGCCUCGCGCGGGUCCGACGCGCACGAACUGCUCGAACACCACCGCGCCUGCCUCGCCGCAACGGUGCCAGUACAGAUUCUCGAGACUGUACGAUGUCAGGAGGCAUCUGCUCGCUGCUCACGACUGUCUAGUGCCGGAUCGAGACAUUUUGCUGGCGCUGCCCAAAGAGAACAUCGAGAAGCUUCCCAUGCCUGAAAGUGGCCGGGGCGAAGUUUGAGGCUUUUUUGCGGCGCAGGGGCGACGCGAGGACACGGCGGGGUAGUACCUGCCCUAGCUUCUUGCGGCAUUUCCCUCUUUUC
This is a messenger RNA of Ceraceosorus guamensis, 3019 nucleotides long. RefSeq lists its product as hypothetical. Lineage: Eukaryota; Fungi; Basidiomycota; Exobasidiomycetes; Ceraceosorales; Ceraceosoraceae. The transcript is spliced from 3 exons. The coding region runs from base 220 to 2937 and encodes 905 amino acids. The record is from RefSeq and is a predicted model, not a curated record. Gene Ontology annotation, biological process: regulation of transcription by RNA polymerase II. Gene Ontology annotation, cellular component: nucleus.